This is a messenger RNA of Cooperia oncophora, 411 nucleotides long. The record is from the annotation of a GenBank genome assembly. Lineage: Eukaryota; Metazoa; Nematoda; Chromadorea; Rhabditida; Trichostrongylidae.
AAAAACUACACCGAAGCGAUAGACAAGUACAGAGAGGCACUUGGUCGUCUUGAUACGUUGAUUUUGAGAGAAAAACCGGGUGAACCUGAAUGGGAGGAAUUGGAUCGAAAGAAUGUCUCACUGUAUUCGAAUCUAUCCCAAUGUUACCUGAACGUCGGCAACAUGUAUGAAGCCGCUGAGACAGCAUCCGAGGUUCUAUCCCGGGAUCCUGAUAACGAGAAAGCGCUUUACCGAAGGGCAAAGGCACGGAUUGGUUGUUGGCAACUUGAUGAGGCUGAAGAAGAUCUCAAACGAUUAGCCCAGCUGCCAAACAGCGAGGCGUUCGUGAAAGCCGAACUCGCAGUAGUGGCUCAGAAGAGAGCGGAAUUAGCUGCAAGCAAAAAAGAGACCUACUCCAAGAUGUUCAAAUAG